GGAUGAACCUUCGGGAUGCAGAAACAGGGAAAAUCCUCUGGCAAGGAACAGAAGAUCUGUCUGUACCUGGAGUGGAGCAUGAAGCUCGAGUUCCUAAAAAAAUCCUGAAAUGCAAAGCAGUGUCUCGGGAGUUAAACUUUUCCUCAGCAGAACAAAUGGAAAAAUUCCGCCUGGAACAGAAAGUUUAUUUCAAAGGGCAGUGUCUAGAAGAAUGGUUCUUUGAAUUCGGUUUUGUGAUUCCUAACUCCACAAACACUUGGCAGUCCUUGAUAGAGGCAGCACCUGAAUCACAGAUGAUGACAGCUAACGUUUUAACUGGUAAUGUUAUUAUAGAAACCAAAUUCUAUGAUGACGACCUUCUCGUAAGCACUUCCAGAGUGAGACUUUUCUACGUUUGAGAUGGGGCUUUUUGGAGCUGUUUUAGUUUUCCUCCAUACAGUUCUUGGUGCAGAACCCCCCGACUAUCCAGUGGAAGACACUCCCGUAGGCGGUGACCCUGGGGACCAGCUCAACGUGGGUUGUGACCUUUGCCCAUCAGUUAUUUUGCUUUCUCCUCUGCCAAGACCAGACCCUCAGAGACAGGACCAUCUGCUCAGCGAUGCACUGGGGAAUAGAGGCUGUCUCUGAACGCGGGCAAACGAUGGUCAUGCAGAACCAAUACUGUAAAUUACGUUAGUCUCAUCCUUUGUACUUCUCUGGAUCCUGGUAUCUUCUCCCAUUUCCACUCACACCAAACUCUCAAUGCGUUUCAUUUUUGGGGGAUUAAGUUAACCUUUUCAUUUUCAUCAUGCUGUAGGUUUUUAUCCUUUCACUGGAUUUCUGUGUAACUGGUCCACACAUCCUCUUACCCUGAACUUGUAAAAUAGACUGUGAUAUCACCCAAUGUAAUUAAAACAAAUUUCUCAAUAAAAACAUUCCUACCGUCCAAAGAAGGGAAAAA
Molecule: messenger RNA, 940 nt
Organism: Leptosomus discolor (cuckoo roller)
Lineage: Eukaryota; Metazoa; Chordata; Aves; Leptosomiformes; Leptosomidae
Source: RefSeq, a predicted model, not a curated record